Messenger RNA from Bicyclus anynana (squinting bush brown), 3632 nucleotides. RefSeq lists its product as uncharacterized. The transcript has a single exon. The record is from RefSeq and is a predicted model, not a curated record. Gene Ontology annotation, biological process: DNA integration. Gene Ontology annotation, molecular function: nucleic acid binding. The coding region runs from base 174 to 3377 and encodes 1067 amino acids. NCBI's taxonomy places the organism in Eukaryota, Metazoa, Arthropoda, Insecta, Lepidoptera, Nymphalidae.
GCGAGAUUCAUGAAGAAGUACGGCAGUUCUUCGCGAUUGAAUCUUUAGGUAUAACAGCUGAGCCGCGAGAAAACUCCGAUGACCUGCGGGCUCGGGCUUAUCUGGAACAGACUAGUAAAUUAAUAGAUGGAAGGUGGCAUGUUGGGUUGCCGUGGAAAGAUACUAAUGCUAGGAUGCCUAAUUCUUUUAAUUGCGCAAUGACCAGGCUAAAGGGAAUAGAAAGAAAAAUGAACGCUAGCGAGGGCUUUGCUGAAAGAUAUAGGGAAAGAAUAAAUCAUUUGUUUCAAAACGAAUUUGCUGGAGAGGUGAUAGAUUUGUCUCCGAGCCCGCGAACAUGGUACUUGCCCCAUUUUGGUGUGGACAACCCGCACAAGCAGAAGUUGCGUUUGGUUUUCGAUGCGGCUGCAAAGUGUCAUAAUCUAAGUUUGAACGAUUACCUGCUGACGGGUCCUGAUUUGCUCGUUUCACUGCUGGGCAUAAUGAUGAGGUUCCGGGAACAUAAAAUCGGAAUAAUGGGGGACAUAAAGGACAUGUUUCUUAGAAUAAAAAUCUUACCUGAAGAUCAAGAUGCAUUACGGUUCCUAUGGCGUGACAACCCUAAGAAAAAACUUAAAAUCUGCGCCAUGACAUCCUUGAUCUUUGGUGCAAAUUGUUCGCCUUUCAUCGCUCAAUUCAUCAAAAAUAAAAACGCACAAAUGUUUGAGUCAUCGAAGCCAGCCGCGGUGAGCGCGAUCCGUUUACAGCACUACAUGGAUGAUUAUAUUGACAGCAUUGAAAAUAUAGAAACUUCGAAAAAAUUAAUAGAAGAUAUAACUUAUAUACACAAGCAAGGCGGCUUUGAAAUACGUAACUGGGCAAGUAAUUGUGACAAUGUUUUAAAAGUCAUCCCUACUGAAGCAUUGGGGCCUAGUGCUAUAAAACUCAACAUUGAACAGCACUCCGAACGUACUUUAGGCCUCAUGUGGUCUCCUAACAUAGACACGUUAGGUUUUGAUGUAUCUUUUAAGCGCAUCCCUUCAGACAUACUUUCGGGGAAAAAGAUACCUACGAAAAGAGAAAUUUUAAGAGUGAUUAUGUCAAUAUUUGAUGUGUUUGGAUUUCUAGCGCCAUUCACAAUCAAAGGAAAAUUAAUAUUACAAGAGACAUGGCGAUCUGGAAUCGAAUGGGACGAACCACUUAAUAGUGAACUUUAUUCUAAGUGGACCGAAUGGUUAACUUUGCUAAAAGGCAUCAAUAAGAUAUACCUACCGCGUCACUAUCAAGCGGCCGCGCGCGCGAGCGAGAUGGAGAACGCAAUGUAUGUUGCACCGAACAGUGCAAGCGAUUAUAAUGCCUAUUCGAAACUGGAAUUACAUGUUUUUACGGACGCGUCAAUAAAAGCGAUGUGCGCCGUCGCAUACUGGCGGUGGGAAGAAAACAAGAUAAUACGCGUUGCCUUCAUUGCAAGUAAGUGUAAGGUAGCACCAGUAAAACAAUUAAUGUCGGUUCCUCGGCUAGAACUUCAAGCUGCCGUUAUAGGAGCUAGAUUGGCGGAAACAAUAAUUAAACAGCAUAGAAUUAAGCCGCACAGGAAAUAUUUUUGGAGUGAUUCCACAACUGUAUUACACUGGGUAAAAAAUAGCGCGCGAAAUUAUAAAAUGUUCGUAGCACAUCGAUUGGGAGAAAUAGACGAACUUACUCGUGCAAGCGAAUGGCGUUAUAUACCCACAAAACUGAAUGUCGCGGACGCGGCUACAAGAGAAGUGUGUGAUAUGACCUUAUUCAGCGGCGCAUGGCUGUACGGGCCUACUUUUCUAUGCUGCGAUGCGGAUGAAUGGCCGGAAGAUAUGACUGGUACUGAAACAGAGCAAAUUAUCACAGAAUGUGUAAAUACGAUCAUUAUAGAAAAUAAGUUUACUUGCUUACCUGCUUGUCCCGAUCCGGCGAGGUUCUCUUCUUGGCUACGGCUGUUAAAGUCUACAUGCAUGGUGUUAGCGUUCGUGGAUAAAGUGUGUAAAAAGCUUACCGGCGAAGUUGAUGGUGCCAUGAUGGCGCGAGCGGAGCGGUUAUUGAUGCUGUACGCACAAGCUCAGUCAUUUGCUGAAGACCUGGAACACCUGAAAAAUCAAAACAUUUUAGACAAGAAAAGUAAAUUACUUACCUUAACGCCAUUCUUAGACGAGCAAGGCAUUCUUCGAGUGGGUGGCCGCAUCGACGCUGCAACUGGAAUCCCAAGAGAAGUCAAGCAUCCUAUUAUAUUAGACGGGCGUCAUCCUAUUGCAAGACUUAUUGUAAUGCAUUAUCAUAAAAAAUUCGCUCACGGGAAUCAUGAAACAAUAGUAAAUGAAUUGAAACAACGAUAUUGGAUAACACGCCUGCGCCCUACGGUCAGAACCGUUGCAUCGAAAUGCAUGCUUUGUCGUAUUCGCAAAGCCCAACCGCAACCACCUCGAAUGGGAGACUUACCAGAAGCACGACUAGCACAUCAUCAGCGACCAUUCACAUUCUGUGGUUUGGAUCUCUUUGGUCCAAUGAAAAUCACAGUAGGACGUCGACACCAAAUUCGAUAUGGAGUGCUAUUCACAUGUAUGACGAUAAGAGCCAUACAUAUAGAAAUAGUACACACCCUCACGACGGACUCUCUGAUAAUGGCGCUCAGAAGAAUGGCGGCACGCAAAUCAUGGCCUUUAAGAUUGUUCUCGGAUAACGGAACCAACCUAAGAGGAGCUGAUACCGAGUUAAGAAAGUCGAUUGAAGAUCUAGAUCAAGAAGUGCUUAAGAGAGAGGCCGUUAACUAUGGAACCACGUGGACCUUUAUACCCCCACGUAGUCCCCACUGGGGUGGAGCGUGGGAAAGAUUAAUCAAAAGCGUGAAGACAGCUCUCAAAGUUGUUCUCACAGAACAGGCCCCGAAAGAAGAGGUUCUGCUCACGCUGAUGGCGGAGGUGGAGCAGAUUGUCAACAGCAGGCCACUUACUCACGUAUCUGUCGAGCCCGCCUCGGCAGAAGCCAUCACACCUAACCAUUUUCUUAUAGGUACCUCGUCAAACCUUCCUGUGCUGGGGGAGUUCAACGACUCUGGCAGGUUCCUGAGGAGGCAAUGGCGUACAUCCCAGCUCCUGGCUGACUGCUUCUGGCGUCGCUGGGUAAAGGAGGUCCUUCCACAGAUGCUGCCAAGAACUAAGUGGCUAGGAGAGUCCCAGCCGGUACAGGUCGGGGACUUGGUGGUCAUCGCCGAUCCAAAUAUGCCACGAGGAGUAUGGCCCCGGGGCAUAGUGGAAGCCGUGCUGCCAGGCAAGGACGGACGCGUACGGGUCGUGGACGUGCGGACGAAGUCGGGGCUGCUGAGGCGACCGGUGGCACGCGUCGCAGUACUACCAGUGAAGAGCGAGUGCUAAAGCGCACUGGGGUGGAGAGUGUCACCGACGCGUAUUAAUAAUAUUAUGUACCUACCUAAAUGUAUUAUAUAUCUGAGUUUAAAUAAAAGGCGAAACGGAACGUGUGUGGUAAACGUCAAUGUCAGUAAAAUCAAAACGUCACUCGUUGACAACCAAUUUGAAAACCAACGACUCUUACUUCACCCGAGCAACGGUCACCACACACGUAUCCAAAGAAAUAAGCCGAUUUUACCAAAAGCUGUGUUUUUAUUGAGC